UAGCUAUAAAUAUAUGAUGAUUGAUUCGAAUAUCAUUUAUUCGCAAUGGAAGUGUUACCCGCAAUUGUUUUGUUUAUUGCUGCAUUAAUUGUUAAUGGAAGCAAUGAAUUUCGCCCCGACUACGAAUACCAUGCAUCAGCUGGCGGCUGGUUCAAGUUCCACAAGGUGCCCGCGAAGUGGCACGAUGCGCGACUCAUGUGCAGUUUGGAAGGGGCAGUUUUAGCAUCACCUAUAAAUGUGGAUGUCAGUGAUGUGAUGCAAAUCAUUGUUCAUAAAAACGAGCCUACCACUGGCGUGUACACUGGGGUCAACAAUUUAGUAGUACCCGUAAUUUAUAACAGCAUAGAAGGAGUACCCUUGUCAGCGAUGCCAAUUCGAACGCGCGAUAUGUUCUCCGAGGAGUACAGCUCAGGACCGCAGUGCGCGCGUCUUCUGCCUCAAACGGGACUCGUUGCUGGGAGCUGUAGUGACGAUCUCCCCUACAUGUGCUACAAGAACCAAACUGCUAAACUGGGCAGCAACGAGUGUGGGACCACAGACACAGAUUAUAAGCUAGAUAAGAGAACAGGCCACUGCUACAAGUUCCACAAGUACUCCCUGCCAUGGACCCUGGCGUACAUGACGUGUGAUGCUGAAGGUGGGCAGCUGGCCGUCAUAAACAGCGCCGCGGAGGCUAACGUCGUCAAGGAACUCUUCGCUAAAUAUCCACCUCCGACUAUCAAGAGAGGUCAUACAGGAGUCGUGCAUCUUGGUUUUCAAGUGUGGAAUUCGUCCAAUGUCUGGAGGACUAUCAAUGGGCAAUCGCUGGAACAAGCUGGCUUCGCGAAUUGGACCAACGGGGCGCCAAACAGCUACGCAGAAUAUUACGGUAGCAUGACCCGCACAGGACAACUGGACGACACGUUGGGCAAACACGCCCCUUUUGUAUGCGAGAAGCACCCCAACAACAUAGUACCUGUUCCGAACAAUGUUUAAAUAAUGAUUUCUUAUGUUUAUGCGGAUUUUAGACAACGGAAUAAAACAAGUAUUCGCAUUUUUAUUUGUUCU
Molecule: messenger RNA, 1047 nt
Organism: Manduca sexta (tobacco hornworm)
Lineage: Eukaryota; Metazoa; Arthropoda; Insecta; Lepidoptera; Sphingidae
Product: lymphocyte antigen 75
Exons: 6
Coding region: 46-975 (309 amino acids)
Molecular function (GO): signaling receptor activity
Source: RefSeq, a predicted model, not a curated record